Messenger RNA from Parastagonospora nodorum SN15, 2692 nucleotides. RefSeq lists its product as hypothetical. The record is from RefSeq and is a predicted model, not a curated record. Gene Ontology annotation, biological process: rRNA processing. NCBI's taxonomy places the organism in Eukaryota, Fungi, Ascomycota, Dothideomycetes, Pleosporales, Phaeosphaeriaceae. Gene Ontology annotation, molecular function: RNA helicase activity; RNA binding; ATP binding. The transcript has 9 exons. The coding region runs from base 1 to 2007 and encodes 668 amino acids. Gene Ontology annotation, cellular component: cytoplasm; nucleus; ribonucleoprotein complex.
AUGGGAGAUAGCACGCUGCCAGUGGAGAACUUCAAGUACUACAUGAUACAGGAUUAUCUCUUCCUUGUACAAUUCGCAAGGGCUACCGCUCUUGCGGCAUACAAGUCCAGCUCUCUCAAGGACAUUGAUCGAUCAGUCCAACAGGUUGUCACGUUGCAAAAGGAGAUUCAGCUCCACAUUGACUUUUGCAAAGAGUAUGGCCUCGAGGAGACUGACAUCACUGAACAGGAGGAAGAUCAAGCAACCACCGCAUACACACGCUACGUCCUCGACAUCGGGCAAUCCCAAGACUGGCUGGCCUUGCAAGUUGCUCUGCUACCUUGUCUCAUCGGCUAUGGCAUGAUUGCGAGACGGCUUUAUGAAGACCCAAAGACUGUAAGGGAGGGCAGCAGGUACUGGGCGUGGAUCGAGCAGUAUAUUGGACAGGAGUACAUGGAUGCGAUGGUACGAGGCUCAGACUUGAUCGAGGAGCAUGCGGGCAAGCAAUCACUUGCAAGAGUUGAGGAACUAGCGCGCAUAUUCAUCCAUGCGACAAACUCGCUUUUCUGCAUCUUCUACACUCUCGCAGUUGCAGAUCUCACAUCCCGCUCUCUUCACUUCUUUUUCUGUUCUUUGACACCGGUCACUACCGCAACUUCGAACAUCAUGUCUUACGGCGGCGGAGGAUACGGCGGCGGUCGCGAUGGCGGCGGCGGCGGUUACGGGUACGAACACAGCAACACAGGAAGCGGAGCGUACAACAAUUACGACUACUCAAGCCAAUACAAAUCGUACGGUGGCGGCGGCGGCGGCUACGGUGGAGGCGGCGGCGGAUACUCCGGUGGUGGAGGAGGUGGCUACGGUGGUGGUGGCUACGGCGGCGGAGGCGGUGGAUUUGGCGGUGGUCGCGAUGGCGGCGACCGCAUGUCCGCGCUCGGCCAGGGCCUGAAGACGCAGACUUGGGAUCUCGACUCCAUGCCCAAAUUCGAGAAGUCUUUCUACAAGGAGGACCCUGCAGUCACUGCGCGCACACCUGAAGAGGUCGAUGCCUACCGCAAGGAGCAUCAGAUGACCGUCCAGGGCACAAACAUUCCCAAGCCUGUCACGACGUUCGACGAGGCUGGUUUCCCAAGCUACGUUAUGAGCGAGGUCAAGGCACAGGGUUUCGAUAAGCCCACCGCCAUUCAGGCUCAGGGCUGGCCCAUGGCCUUGUCCGGUCGCGAUGUCGUCGGUGUCGCUGAGACUGGUUCCGGAAAGACCCUCACCUACUGUCUUCCAGCUAUUGUCCACAUCAACGCCCAGCCUCUUCUCGCUCCCGGCGACGGUCCCAUCGUCCUGAUCCUCGCCCCCACCCGUGAGUUGGCUGUCCAGAUUCAGCAAGAGAUCAGCAAAUUCGGAAAAUCCUCGCGCAUCCGAAACACCUGCGUUUACGGUGGUGUCCCCAAGGGUCCUCAAAUCCGCGACCUCGCUCGUGGUGUCGAAGUCUGCAUCGCUACUCCUGGUCGUCUCAUUGACAUGCUCGAGGCUGGAAAGACCAACUUGCGCCGCAUUACCUACCUUGUUCUCGACGAGGCUGACCGUAUGCUUGACAUGGGUUUCGAGCCUCAAAUCCGCAAGAUUAUCGGCCAGAUUCGCCCAGAUCGUCAGACUUGCAUGUGGUCGGCUACCUGGCCCAAGGAAGUCCGACAGCUGGCUGCCGACUACCAAAACGAUUGGAUCCAGGUCAACAUUGGUUCCAUGGAGCUGUCCGCCAACCACCGCAUUCAGCAGAUCGUUGAGGUCGUCUCAGAGUUCGAGAAGCGCGACCGCAUGGCCAAGCAUCUUGAGCAGAUCAUGAACGACAAGGCUAACAAGGUCCUGGUCUUCACAGGCACCAAACGUGUUGCUGACGAGAUUACCCGAUUCCUUCGACAAGACGGAUGGCCGGCGUUGUCCAUUCACGGCGACAAGCAACAAAAACGAGCGCGAUUGGGUCCUGAACGAGUUCAAGACCGGCAAGAGCCCCAUCAUGGGUUGCUACUGAUGUAGCAUCGCGUGGUAUUGACGUUCGUAACAUUACCCAUGUGCUGAACUAUGAUUACCCGAACAACUCGGAAGACUACGUUCACCGCAUUGGUCGUACCGGUCACCCGUCGCUGGUGCCAACGGUACCGCCAUCACCCUCUUCACUACUGAGAACUCCAAGCAGGCUCGCGACCUUGUCCAGAUCCUUACAGAGUCCAAGCAGCAGAUUGACCCUCGCCUUCAUGAGAUGGCCCGCUACGGUGGCGGCGGCGGCGGAGGUGGUCGCUGGGGAGGUGGCCGUGGCCGUGGUGGAGGUCGCGGCGGAGGCCGUGGUGGACGGACUGGCGGUAACAACGAUCCUAUCCGCAACAGCAGGUGGUAAUUCGUUUGAUUGUGUCAACACUUCUCACGAGACGCAUGAGGUCCUUUUCAACGGUGCCAACGACGCAUCCAUGUCUAGUCUCAUUUCAUACUAUUCGUUCAUUACCGCAACGGAACACCGCGCAACGCGCUGAUACCCCUGAGGACGGGCUUGCCAGACAUACCAACAAGGAUGGUAAGGCGAGCAUGCAUUUUCACUUUUUAGACUGGCAUUUCUUUUAACGAUCACAACUGGUCUCAAGCCAUUCUGCAUGAUGGAGUGGUGGCGUUACAUCUCACUCACAAAAGUCUGCUACAAUAAUACCAAUAUAGAACACACUUUCUUCAA